Messenger RNA from Rhagoletis zephyria (snowberry fruit fly), 517 nucleotides. The record is from RefSeq and is a predicted model, not a curated record. NCBI's taxonomy places the organism in Eukaryota, Metazoa, Arthropoda, Insecta, Diptera, Tephritidae.
AUGGGCAACAAGUCGUCGCUGAUGCUUCAGGAUGAAGAAAUUAGCGCCAUCCAAAAUGAGACUGGCUUCAGCGCUUCGCAGAUUGAACGACUGUACAGUCGGUUCACCAGCCUGGACAAGGGCGACAAUGGCACCCUAGGUCGGGAGGACUUUCUGCGAAUUCCCGAGCUGGCGAUCAACCCACUCGGCGACCGCAUCGUGCAGGCCUUCUUCACCGAGAGCGAGUCUUUUGACGAGCGCAUCAACUUUCGCCAGUUUAUGCGAGUUCUCGCCAGCUUCCGACCGGCCAAGAAGAACCGCGAGUCAAAGCUGAACUCGCGCGAGGAUAAGCUUCGCUUUGCCUUUAAAAUGUACGACCUGGACGGCGACGAGAAGAUCAGCCGCGAUGAGUUGCUCUCAGUCUUGCACAUGAUGGUCGGUUCGAACAUCUCAACCGAGCAGCUGGCCAACAUUGCCGACCGAACGAUCAUGGAGGCGGACAAGGACGNUUACACUUUAACAAUGAUCACUUUGAUAU